This is a messenger RNA of Colletotrichum higginsianum IMI 349063, 1479 nucleotides long. RefSeq names its product Peptide hydrolase. The record is from RefSeq and is a predicted model, not a curated record. Gene Ontology annotation, molecular function: metalloexopeptidase activity. NCBI's taxonomy places the organism in Eukaryota, Fungi, Ascomycota, Sordariomycetes, Glomerellales, Glomerellaceae. The transcript has 3 exons. The coding region runs from base 1 to 1479 and encodes 492 amino acids. Gene Ontology annotation, biological process: proteolysis.
AUGAAGACCGCCGCCGCCCUCGCCGCGACCCUGUUCGCGCUGCGAUCCUUCGCGACCGACCCUCUCACCGCCGACAAGGCCGAGGCCGACAUCAAGACCAACGAGCUUGAGCGCAACCUCUGGAACCUGAACAAGAUCGCCCGUGACAACGGCGGCAACCGUGCCUUUGGUCUGCCCGGCUACAAGGCCUCGUCCGACUACAUCCUCGAGCGUGUCCAGGGCCGCUUCCACAAGCAGCUCGACACCAAGCUGCAGUACUUCAACCACACCUUCUCCCAGACCCGUCAGCUCGAGGUCACCGGCCCCGACGGCGAGGAUGUCUACGUUGUGAGCCUCCAGUACAACCACCCGACCGCCCUGCCCGGCGGCAACACGGCGCCGCUCAUCGACACCCCCGUUGAUGAUGCCCGAGGCUCCGGCUGCUUCGCCGACCAGUGGGAGGGCAUCGACGCCACCGGCAAGCUCGCCCUCGUGAAGCGCGGCGUCUGCGCCAUCGCCGACAAGCUCAAGCUGGCCAAGGCCGCCGGCGCCGUCGGCGUCAUCCUCUACAACCAGACCCCCGGCCGCAACAUCGGCUCGGCCACGCUCAGCGCCGAGAACCUGGGCCUGCUGGUGCCCGUCGGCCUCAUCCCGCUCGAGGACGCCACCGCCUGGCGGGAGCGCCUCGCCGCCGGCGAGACCCUCGAGGUCAACCUCCUCGUCGACGCCGUCUGGGGCGAGCGCGAGACGUGGAACAUCAUCUCCGAGACCAAGGAGGGCGACCCCAACAACGUCAUCGUCCUGGGCGCCCACCUCGACAGCGUCCAGGCCGGCCCCGGCGUCAACGACGACGGCAGCGGCACCUCGGCCCUGCUCGAGAUCGCCGGCUCCUUCAAGAAGUACACGGGCUUCAAGAACAAGGUCCGCUUCAUCUGGUGGGGCGCCGAGGAGAGCGGCCUCGUCGGCUCCCUCUACUACACCGCCCAGUUGUCCGAGGCCGAGGCCGACGCCAUCCGCUUCUACUGGAACUACGACAUGAUCGGCUCCAUCAACCCGGUCUACAACGUCUACCUCGGCGACAACCCGGGCGACAAGUUCGGCGCCCAGCCCAUCCACGACUACAUCGCCGCCCAGGGCAAGCCCGCCGCCUUCGGCGGCUUCGGCUCCAGCUCCGACUACGUCGGCUUCCUCCAGCUCGGCAUCCCCUCCUCCGGCAUCUUCACCGGCGCCGGCGCCCCGACCGACCCCUGCUACCACCUCGCCUGCGACAACCUCGACAACAUCAACUGGGACGCCAUCACCAUCAACACCAAGGCCGCCGCCCGCGUCGCCGCCGACUUCGCCAACGAGCUGCCCGCCGGCCUGCCCCGCCGCGCCAACACCACCCCCGCCCGCCGCAGCCGCGACGCCAUCCGCCGCGAGUUCCAGAAGUGGGCGCUCGCCUCCGAGCAGGCCUCCGUCGCCAAGAGCUGCUCCCACGGCGAGCACAACAUCUACUAG